Molecule: messenger RNA, 2778 nt
Organism: Bombus huntii
Lineage: Eukaryota; Metazoa; Arthropoda; Insecta; Hymenoptera; Apidae
Product: calaxin-like
Exons: 4
Coding region: 99-1058 (319 amino acids)
Molecular function (GO): calcium ion binding
Source: RefSeq, a predicted model, not a curated record
GAAAUCUUCUGAAAAAGUUCCACCAAGGAUGAAUCUCUCGAUGAUAUCCGACAACAUUCUAAAACUUCAUUAAAAAUGACCGAAACACUGACCAAUCGAUGUACUGGCUGUUGCUCGCGGAUUUCAGACGGAUGUCCAGGGAGCGCAGCCUCACGUCGAGCGCGAAAGCUCGAAUGGAUCACGGGAGCGGCGUCGGCGUCGGCGUCGGCGUCAACGUCAGCGUCGGCGCCGAUAAUAGAGGCGCCGUCAACCUUUGUGCAGGCGCAACGUUGAUGAAAAGUGUCUCGAUCUUCUUGAUGAGCGGCCGUAAAGCCUCCGUCAACAGCAACAGGCAGACUUCCGGCAGCCCGAAGCACGAGCCUCGAAGAAAACAUCGCAGAAGGAUGCCAAUCGCGGGAAUUACGAGAAGCUCGGCGUACACGGCCAAAUUGAUCGAAUCGCUAAAAAGGAAAAGCAGGUUCUGCUGGUCGGAAUUGGAUAAUUUGUGCAAGCUGUACAAAAAAUUGACUACUUCUGGACAGCAACAGGUUGGACAAUCUGUUAUUAUCGGGAGGAGGACUCAGUCAAAUCAAACUAUAGAGGGUAUCGACAGGGUGAUUUUCCGCGAGUUGCUGCACAACACGUUCAAAGUAAUCACCGAAGACGUGCUGGUGGAACGUAUGUUCUGUUGCUGGGAUCGAGAAAACGAAGGAAUCAUCAGGCUAGAACCAUGGAUCAUGGGACUGGAUCUGUAUCUUCGUGGUAGUCUACGGGAGAAAAUUGAAUUUUGUUUCAAAGUCUAUGAUUUGAACAACGAUGGCUUCAUUACGAAAGAUGAGAUAUUCCAAUUAUUCAAGAAUUGUUUAAUCAAGCAGCCAGGAGAAGAGGAUCCGGAUGAGGCGGUGAAAGAUCUGUCUGAACUGGCGUUAAAGAAGCUGGACGUGGAUCGAGACGGGAAAAUCUCUUUUCAGGAUUACAAGGUUGCUGUGACGGAGGAACCUUUGCUGUUGGAAGCUUUUGGGCAAUGUCUGCCCACGGAUGAGAACUGUGCUGCUAUUCUAGCUUCGUUACGAUCAUAAGAUAAUGCGUUGAUCAGGAAGAACGUUUUGGCUUUGGAUACGCGUUACUCGUAGCUUUACUGAAAAAAAUAAUAGAACCACGUUAAUUAUAGCGUAGAGUAAAAUACACCGAAAGAAUUCGUAAUCAUGGCACCUGCCGUUUAUUAAAAACAAAUUCGAUAGUAAUCGUAAUUAUAAACAAUAAUAAUAUUAAUAAUAUAAUAUAAUAAUAUAAUAUAAUAAUAUAAUAUAAUAAUAUAAUAUAAUAAUAAUAGCAUAAUUACAAAAUACGCUCGAUCUGGUUUUCUUAUAGCGUGUUUGCUGAAUCAGUCUUAACCCUCGGAUUACCAAGCAUCGAAAUCACUCUUCGAUUUUUUCCCACUUUUACAUGUCUUGAUUUUCUUUUCUUUUUUUUUUUCUCUCUCUCUUUUGCGAUUCUUACCGAUCUCACCGUUUGGAAAAUAUCGACUGAACGUGCUCGAUCAUCGAUCGAUAACCCGAAGGCUAAUUUAAACUAUGAAACAUUCUAGAGGUAUGUUACAGUGAUGUAAGGGGUUUCUUCUUUAUUUUGUAAUCGAAAAAAUUGACUUCUCUGCACGCGCAACAAAAUAUCGGCUCUCGUCGUCGCGGUACUUCCGGUUUCAGGGACCCGUGCCGCGACCUCAAGGUUCCAUCUUUCUUUAUUCUCACGGAUAUACUCGUGUAUCUUUGUGUAUAUAUACUUUUUUCUUCAUUUAUUUUAUAUAUAUACUCUGUUAUAUAUAUAUUCUGUAAUAAUUAAUAUACACGCACGCGCUCGCGCGUUCACAGGUUGCAUCGUGAAUCGAUUGCGGCUUCUUUGUACGAUAUAAUCACUGGAACAGGGGUUGAACGAUUCAAUUGUACCGAAGGCAAUCGGAUUUUUAACGAAUAAUUAUAUAAUUAUACUUUACACAGAGAGAGAGAGAGAGAGAGAGGGAGAGAGAGAGAGAGAGAGAAAGAGAGAGAAGGAUAAGGGAGGGUAAUUUUUAUUCGCAAGCUCGAAAACAGAAAGUAGAGAAAUUCCUUGAAUUUAGCUUUACAGGCAUUUGUACAUUGAUCCUUUGUGCUCUAGAGUUUGUAUAUUUCCACCAUAGAAUUUCUAUUCCACGAGGGAAUGGAGAGUUUAUAUAAAUUUAUUCGAAAAAUCCGAUUUCUGCCUAAAAUGUAAUAUAUUUUGAACAUAUGAAUCUUACGUAUUAUAGUCGUGAAUCCCGAUUUCCGAUGUACCCUGUGAACACCGGUGUUCAUAAACGCGCUCCACGGAAACGAGCGGGACUUUUAUGCGCGAAUAAAAAAUAAACGAUCCACGUUCGUUUCGUUAGAGUGCUGAGAUCUGCUGAGGGUGAGUCGAACGACAUUCGUCCACUGUGACGUGAAACUAGCAGUCAGAUAAAAUACUAUUUCGUCUUUUACGUACAUAUAUAUAACAUAUAUAUAUAUAUAUAUAUAUAUAUAUAUGAAUAUGUAUAUAUAUAUAUAGUCAAUAUAUUUAUAUAUUAUACGUAUAUUAAUUCAUCAAAGUGGGAAUGACGAUUAUUUUUCUACUUGUUCUUUCUUCAUCGUCACUAUGGUUCUGCAUUAUAAUCCUUGUUUAAACGUUUCCUAUUGUGUAACUCUUUUUUUUUUUUCAACACUGAUGUUUCGCAAAUAUGCUCAUUUUUAUACGUUUUUUCCCAUUUUUUUUUCCUUUUUAUUUUGCCUGUUUUCCUACAUUAUUCUU